This is a messenger RNA of Schistosoma turkestanicum, 1047 nucleotides long. The record is from the annotation of a GenBank genome assembly. NCBI's taxonomy places the organism in Eukaryota, Metazoa, Platyhelminthes, Trematoda, Strigeidida, Schistosomatidae.
AUGAAUAAUACAGCCAACCUGAUGCAAACAUCAGAAGAAUCAUCAGACCUAAAUUAUUUAUCCAAUGUUAGUAAUACUACUGAUAACAGUGAAAAUAUUGACAAUGGUACAAAUAAUCGUAAACGUAAAUGCUCGGACACAUUGAUCACUGAUCAAUUGGAUGAACCAAAUGAAGUGAAACGUCAAUGUUUAUCAUCCUCAUCAAUUCAAAAUGAAUUUAAGCAUUGGCUGGUAUUCACUGUUGUCACAGCUGGGAAACAAGGCUUAGAGUUGGGAUCUGAUCAAACACCCCUAAUUCAAUUCAAUGGAAUAUUAGGUGAUUUUUUGGAGAAUAAAAUUAUCGAUCGAAUCAAGAUCACUAUUCGCCCGGAACAUUUUACACGAACGCAUCAGUCUUCCAUAGAUGUAAUCAAUAACAAUAAAUCUCAAAUCAAAGCGAAUAUGAACAGUAAUCACGAGUCGAAAUCCGAUUAUCAUUAUCAACAUCAAUAUUCUGGGAAUAUUUGUCAAAAUAAAGCUAACGAAUUAUCAUCACCCGCAACUCCAUCAUCCAACUCCAUGACUGUUAUCGAUCCGAUAAAAUGCACUACCAUAGUAAAUGGUGUGAAUAUCACGGCAGACGCAUUACACGCUGCAGAUUUACAAAAUUUAUCACAAUAUGAAAUGAAUAGUUUAAGUUUUAAAGAAUCUAUAAUGAAGAUUUCUCAUUGGUUACAUGAUCAUGGAGCCCUUGAUCAUGAUGAUGAUAAUCGCUUACCGAUCGAAAAGUCCAAUAUACUACUGAUCGCAGAGAAUCAUCAAUCUGUACGUAAUGUUAUACAUGCUGAAGCAGCUUAUCGUAAUUUAGAUAGUGAAUUAAUGCAUCAGUUACCUUGGUUAGUUUAUGUAAAUUUACUAGAAUGCUGUCAACAAUUCCUUCACAACUCCAAUAAUUCAAAUGAUGAAAAUCCUAUUGAUCAGAAACAAGAAAUCAUUGAAAAGCAGGCGAAAAAAGAAUAUCAAUUCAAUAGUAUACAUGAAGCUGCUUGUGGUAAGUGGAAGAUGUAA